GAUUUAAGUAGACAAUUGAAUGAUUGUUUUCAUUUAUCGAUAUCUUACUUUGCUUUAAGUCAAACACAAUUUCAUCAAUUAUUUCGUCAAUGUAUUUAUUCACGUACAAAAUUAAAUAAAACUGAUCUUACAAAACAUGAACAACAUUUGAUUGAUUUAUAUCAAAUGAUUCAUCGUUUACAAAUUCAACGUGAAGACGAACUCAAUCGAUUAUUAACAUAUUAUCUUGAAUGUUUAACUGGAAGUGAAUUAUAUUCUACAUUUGUACCUUGUAUUAAUAGUGAUAAAGCAAAUUCAAUUUUUAUUGCUUAUUAUGCUAUGUAUUAUUCUACAACUUAA
Messenger RNA from Rotaria sordida, 339 nucleotides. The record is from the annotation of a GenBank genome assembly. Lineage: Eukaryota; Metazoa; Rotifera; Eurotatoria; Philodinida; Philodinidae.